Molecule: messenger RNA, 969 nt
Organism: Chiloscyllium plagiosum (whitespotted bambooshark)
Lineage: Eukaryota; Metazoa; Chordata; Chondrichthyes; Orectolobiformes; Hemiscylliidae
Source: RefSeq, a predicted model, not a curated record
AAUCCAGAAUGAUAUGUUUCAGUCAGCGCUGCAUUUAGCGGUAUACACUGAGCAGCUGAACAUUGUGCAAGAGCUGCUGCAGAAAGGGGUAAAUCUCAAUCCACAGGACUGGGAUGGGAACACUCCCCUCCACCUCGCCUGUCAGCACCAGCUGGUCGACUGUGUCAGGCUACUGACAAGCAACACAACUGGACAGAAGGUCAAUAUGGAGCUGCAGAACUGGCAAGGUCGCACAUGUCUCCACAUAGCGACCCUCACAAGGAACCAGACGAUCUUAGCCAUGCUGUUGCAAGCAGGAAGCAACAUUAACUCCCAGGAUGGUACCAGUGGGAAGUCCAGCCUCCACCUGUCUGUGGAGUGUGGAGACCGUGCCCUCGUGCGUUUCCUGCUGAAGAUGGGAGCCGCUGUCAAUGCCGUCAUGUACAACGGCUGCAGUGCCCUCCACCUGGCAGUGGGCAGAUGGGACACCCAGACUGCAGACAUCCUGUGCCAGGCUGGAGCAGAUCCCUUACUGGCCAAUGUGGAGGGGGACACUGCCUGGGACCUGGCCUCUGACAACAUUGAUAUCCUUGCGCUGUUUCCAUUCGAUGAUAUCAAAUUGAUGGGGAGGCCAGUGACAUGUUCUGACUUUUGAUAACUUAUUGGACGUUAAAUAUACACGGGAGAGAGAGGGAGGUGAAGGAGUAGAGAAACCAGACACAGCUUCAUCAUUCCCACAAAGACCUGGGUCAACUACUAACCAGUCACUCAAGAUUGACAAGCCAGUGGAGUUCAAAGGUCAUGACCUUUUACAUCGCGACAGGAACUUUGGGAUGUGUGCAUCUCAAUGACCUGCUGUAGGACAAUGACAUAACAAGAAAGAUUGCUGCACCAUCUUCCACAAUCUCCACCCGUUUUGUUGUCAAUACAAUAUUUUGGCGGCUAUGUACGAGAUCAAAUUGCAUACAGCAACACCCCCCCCGCCCCUUA